Belonocnema kinseyi is the source of this 1091-nucleotide messenger RNA. RefSeq names its product putative sodium-coupled neutral amino acid transporter 7. Gene Ontology annotation, molecular function: amino acid transmembrane transporter activity. The coding region runs from base 1 to 933 and encodes 310 amino acids. The transcript has 3 exons. The record is from RefSeq and is a predicted model, not a curated record. Gene Ontology annotation, biological process: amino acid transmembrane transport. NCBI's taxonomy places the organism in Eukaryota, Metazoa, Arthropoda, Insecta, Hymenoptera, Cynipidae.
AUGGACUUUAGGGACUUCCAGGUGUAUUUAUCGAGACCAUUUAUAACAACUCUAACUGCAACUCUUUUUAUUUUGCCACUCUCAUUUUUUAAGAGACUCGACGUUCUGAGUUAUGCAAGUUCGAUUGGCUGUCUCACUAUUAUUUAUGUCGUUUGGCUGAUUGUUUAUGAAAGUUUUGGUGAAACUGGAUUGAGUAAAAAACCAAUUCACAUUUGGCCCGAGAAUUUGACCGAGCCACUUCAAAUUAUUCCCAUAAUUUGUUUCGCAUAUCAGAGUCACAUGACUGCAAUUCCAACAUACGCCUGCAUGAAAGACCGCCAACUCAGCAAAUUCACCUUUUGCGCAAUAAUCAGCAUGCUCAUCUGCUUCCUGGCUUAUUCAAUCGUCGGAAUUUUCGGCUACAUGAGUUUCGGCAUCGGGAAAGUCCCGAGCGAUAUUUUGCAAGGCUACGGCGACAAAAGUGCGACCCUGACAAUCGCAAUCAUCGCCCUGGUCAUAAAAAAUUUCACAACUUAUCCCAUAGUUUUGUACUGUGGCCGGGACGCAUUUAUGGGACUUUUCGGAUGGGACAUCGACUACCAUGUCGUGAAACGAGUCACUCUGACCAUCAUUUGGUUCGUCUUGUCGCUCGUUAUUGCAAUUUUGGUUCCGGACAUCUCUCCCGUGAUCAAUUUGAUGGGAGCGCUCUCAGCGGCUUUUAUUUUUCUCUUCCCGGGGAUUUGUUUACUGCAGAGCACUCUGCAAAAGGAUCCUCGACUUUUAUUGAACAAGAAUCGAUUCCUCGUUUUUCUCGCUAUUUCCAUCGCCACUCUCGGUGCCUUUGUUUGUGGAAUUAUUUUCGUCGAAGCGAUUCAGGAUUUGAAGAGAGAUUCUCUGGCGAAACCACUUGUUAAGGGUCUCAGAAUUUCCUUGGGGAAGAGUCUGUGCGUUUGAAAUCCGGAAACUUUUUUUGUUUUCAUUUAGGAGAAUAUAAUAGAUCUGGCAAUUUUCAAAGACUGAUUGUAAAUAUUUUACUUUUAACACUUUUUUUUUAUUGUAGAGAAUAGUAUUUUUUACUGAGGUGAUGUUAAUCAAAAAUAAAGUAUUUUGAC